Messenger RNA from Cuculus canorus (common cuckoo), 885 nucleotides. RefSeq lists its product as uncharacterized. The transcript has a single exon. Bases 1 to 885 code for a protein of 294 amino acids. Lineage: Eukaryota; Metazoa; Chordata; Aves; Cuculiformes; Cuculidae. The record is from RefSeq and is a predicted model, not a curated record.
AUGGCGUUGCCAGGCGACCCCGGGGGCUGCGCGCGCGCGCGGCCCCCCAAUGCCGGCCAGAUGUCAGCGGCGGCGCCUCCCCCGGCCCGCGCGCCCCCCGCAGCCCCUGCCCUAGCGCGCGCCCAGACCUCCCCCCCCGCCCCCCCCCGCGGCGACUCACCCGGCGGGGAGUGGGGGGGACAAGGGGAGCGGCGCCCUCACCGCCGGCCCCUCGCGGCCGCGGCGCCAACUUUGGAUGUGGCGGCGCCGGGCAUGGCGCGGGGGUCGCGGCUGCAGGGCGCUCCGCCGCCGGCACGGGGCCCCCCCGCGCUCCCCGCAGCGGCCCGAGCGCCCGGCAGCCUGAAAUUGUUUCCACUGCAAACAAAAAAAAAAAGGCGACACAUGACCAGGGAGGGGAGGGGAGAGACGGAAAACGUGGGCUGGGCCAGCCGAGACGGGAGAAGCCGCGGAAGGGAGGGAGGGAGGGACAGCGGGGGGGGAGGGAAGGGGCAGGGCGGUGGCCCGGAGCGCGGCCCGGGAGGACCCGGCACCGGCACCCCCGGCAUCACCCACUCGGAGCCGGCACCGGCGUCCCCCGACACCCCCCGCUCAGACUCGGCACCCCUAAGCACCGCAGUCCCCGGCGCCCCCCGCUCGGACACUGGGCGUUGUGGGGUCCCGGCACCCCCAGCUCGGACCCGGCAUUCCCCGCUCGGACCCGGGCGCUGCAGGGUCCCGCCAUCGCUGCUCGGACCCGGCACCGGCACCGCUUGUUCGGACACGGCAUCCCCCGGCAUCCCCUGCUCGGACCCGGCACCGCUGUCGUCGGCGACCCCCGCUCGUAGCUGGGCGCUGCGGGAUCCCAGCAUCCCCGCUCGGCCCCGGCCCCGCCGCCCCCCCUCUUAG